This is a messenger RNA of Sebastes umbrosus (honeycomb rockfish), 1649 nucleotides long. Its product is annotated as GTPase IMAP family member 7-like. NCBI's taxonomy places the organism in Eukaryota, Metazoa, Chordata, Actinopteri, Perciformes, Sebastidae. The record is from RefSeq and is a predicted model, not a curated record. The coding region runs from base 196 to 1128 and encodes 310 amino acids. Gene Ontology annotation, molecular function: GTP binding. The transcript has 4 exons.
UGGUCGUCUCCAUCUUGGUUUUUGGUCGUCUCCAUCUUGGUUUUUGACCGUCUCCAUGUUGGUUUUUGGCCAUUGUCAUCUUGGUAUUUGUCCAUCACCAUCUUGGUUUUUGGCCGAGACAAAUCCAAAAUUUCAUUGUUUCAGGCUGACCAUCAGGAGGACUCCUUUAAGAUCUGUGAGUGAGUGAACGCCCACAUGGACCAUCAUCAUCAUCAUCAUCAUCAUCAUCCGGAUCUGUUGGGCUUCCCAUUCCCAUUGAGUGCUGCAGUCUGUGAAGUUCUGACUCUGAAUCAGUUCCAACUGAGAGACAUGGUAUCAACAGGUUCUGAUGAAUGGAGGGUUGUCCUGAUUGGGAAGACCGGGUCGGGGAAGAGUUCAGCAGCAAACACCAUCUUGGGUCGAGAAGCUUUUGAGUCUGAACUUUCUGCAAUAUCUGUGACAUCUAAAUGCAAGAAAGAAAGAGGAGAGGUUGCAGGGCGAAAGGUUGCUGUCAUCGACACUCCCGGGCUGUUUGACACCAGUUUAACCAAUGAAACUGUGUGGGAGGAGAUCGGUAGCUGCAUCGGUAUGUCCUCUCCUGGUCCUCAUGCCUUCCUGGUGAUUGUUCAGCUGGGCCGGUUCACAGAGGAGGAGAGACAAACCGUGAAAAUGAUUCAGGAGACUUUUGGUGAAGACGCCGAUAAAUACACGAUGGUGUUGUUCACUUAUGGAGACAAGCUGAAGAAACAAACCAUCGAAGCGUUCAUUUCCAAGAGCAAAGACCUGCAAGACAUCACUGGGAAGUGUCACGGCCGUUAUCACGUCUUCAACAACGAGGCGGAAAACUUGUCUCAAGUCAGUCAGCUUCUAGAGAAGAUAGACAAGAUGAUCGAGGACAACGGCGGGUCGUUCUACACCACAGAGAUGUACCAGAAAGCAGAGGAAGAAAUAAAGAAGGAGAAAGAACGAAUCCUGAAAGAGUCGGAGGCUGAGAGGAACAAAGAGCUGGAGGAAAUGAAAGCCAAAUAUGAAGGCGAGAGGCUGAGGAUGGAACAAGAAGCUAAGAGACUCAGAGAUGAGGCUGAAGCAAGAGCUCAGGCUGAGAGACAAAACACUGUACGACCCAAACGCAGAUGUGUAAUCCUUUGAGCAGCUGAAGCUUUAACAGCAAGAGCAACGGUUUACAUAGAAAUCGCAAAUCUUUGCUGAGCGUAAUGAGAGAAUAAAGUUGAUUCCUUUAUUGUUUAUUUCAUUUCUUGUAGUGGUGUUAAGGCUACUUUAGAUAAUACCAGGGGUUUGACUCUGUGGCACCCCCCCACUCCUACUUAUUUUUGUUACUACUAUUAUUCUUUGUCUUACUUCUGUUUAAUAAUGCUUUAAGUUUUGGAACUACAGUUCCCAAUGAGAGAUGUAAACAGGAAGGAUAAUGUCGCCCUGUUGUUUUGACCCAAUUAAAGGAAUACUUCACCCCACAAAAUGACCAUCUGUAUAUUAAUUACUCACCCUGUGUUAUCUUGAUUCUUGAUGAAAACUUUGUUUUUCUCUCUCAGGCCUCCACGGUGAACGGAGAAUCCAAAAACAGACAAAAGUCAAAAAUGUAUUGAAGUGAAUGGGGGCCGUAUUUUACAACAGCAAAACUAUAUCAAAACAUCCGCUUACAAACUCUCACA